AUGGGGCUUUCAUUUGCGAAGCUAUUCAGCAGGCUAUUUGCGAAGAAGGAGAUGCGUAUCCUUAUGGUUGGUCUUGAUGCUGCUGGUAAGACCACCAUUCUUUACAAGCUCAAGCUUGGUGAGAUCGUUACCACCAUCCCCACCAUUGAUGUUGCCUUUGCGCUGGAAGUUAUAUUUUCUAGAAUAUCAACUCAACAGUUUUAG
Eruca vesicaria subsp. sativa (arugula) is the source of this 204-nucleotide messenger RNA. NCBI's taxonomy places the organism in Eukaryota, Viridiplantae, Streptophyta, Magnoliopsida, Brassicales, Brassicaceae. The record is from the annotation of a GenBank genome assembly.